Molecule: messenger RNA, 327 nt
Organism: Musca vetustissima
Lineage: Eukaryota; Metazoa; Arthropoda; Insecta; Diptera; Muscidae
Product: keratin-associated protein 19-2-like
Exons: 1
Coding region: 1-327 (108 amino acids)
Source: RefSeq, a predicted model, not a curated record
AUGCGUUUCUUAGCUGUAUUCGCCUUGUUGGCCUUUGUUGCCGUGGCCAUGGCCGUUCCUGUUGACAAUGUCGAACAACCACAAUCCUUGUACGAUGUCGAUGUUCAGGGUCAUGAAAAUACCGGUGAUCGUGAAGCUCGUCAAUUCGGCUAUGGUGGAUAUGGCGGUUAUGGUGGUUUCGGUGGAUACCGUGGCGGUUAUGGCGGAUAUGGUGGUUAUGGUGGAUACCGUGGCGGUUAUGGCGGAUAUGGUGGUUAUGGUGGUUAUGGUGGUUACCGUGGCGGUUAUGGUGGAUUCGGCGGCUACCGUGGUGGAUUCUAUGGCUAA